ACAGAGAACUGCCGUGUCCAGGUCCCUCGUUCAUUCAGCAACCGCGGCCCUGUUUCUACAGCUGUUGCUACUGCUUAGGGGCCACUGGGCGGGCGUAACCUUUUCCUGUGGAAAUCCCAAAGCAGUCGGCUCCUCCUCCCGCGGUGCGUGUUUGUGGGUUACGGACUGAUUGAGGAGGAGCUGAGCAUCGACUGCUGUCGCUUCAGCCGUCUGCGCCUGCCUCCGCUCCGUCUUCCUCGUCGUCGUCUUUUUCUCCAGCUUGCCCACUGCCUGCGGCCUCUCGGUGCUGCCAAACAUGCCCCAGCGGCUACUGGAGGAGGAGGAGGAGCGGCGGCGGUGCUGGAGAAGGCGACAUCCCUAGCCGGCUUGCAGGACCUACCUAUCGACCUGCCUUCCUUUCCCUCUGCGCGCGCCCUUUUCCCGUCCUCGCGGGGCGGGAGUGAAGAGGCUCCUGCGGCGCCUGUUCAAUGGGCAGUUUGCUGAGCGGCGUCAGCUUCAAGGAGCCUACCACGGUGGAGGACUGUGACUCUACCUGGGAGACGGACUCUGAGCCCGAGCUCCAGGACCCCGGCGGGGAAGAAGGGACGCCGCUGGAGGGGCUGGGGGGCAGAGGCGGAGGAGAAGGCGGCGGCGACCCAACUGAGGACGAGCAGCAGCAAGGGGAACCGCUCCCUGCGGCAAGGUGCCGGACGGAAGACGCUGAGCACACAGAAGGGGUUGCUGAGGAGACCGAGGAAGAUGACCUCGAAGAAGACGAGGAAGAGGAGGAGGAGGAAGAAGCGGAGGAGGGAGACGAACAUGGGGGAGCAGGGCGUGAAGAAACAGAGCCCCCCAGCACGGAACAGGGGGAUGAUGCAAUUGAAGUGACAGCUAAACCAAAGAGAAGCUUUUAUGCUGCAAGAGAUUUGUACAAAUAUCGGCACCAAUAUCCACAGAACUUUAAAGAUCUACGAUAUCAGAAUGAUUUGUGCAACCUCCGUUUUUACAAGAAUAAAAUUCCCUUUAAACCCGAUGGAGUUUACAUUGAAGAAGUCCUAAAUAAGUGGAAAGGAGAUUAUGAAAAGCUGGAGCACAAUCAUACUUAUAUACAGUGGCUUUUUCCAUUAAGAGAGCAAGGAUUGAAUUUCUAUGCAAAGGAAUUAACAACAUAUGAAAUUGAGGAAUUCAAAAAAACAAAAGAAGCCAUUAGAAGAUUCCUCUUGGCUUACAAAAUGAUGCUGGAGUUUUUUGGAAUAAAAUUAAUUGAUAAAACCGGGAAUGUGGCACGGGCUUCCAACUGGCAAGAAAGAUUCCAGCACUUGAAUGAGUCCCAACAUAACUACUUGAGAAUCACCCGUAUUUUGAAGAGUCUUGGUGAACUUGGAUAUGAGAGUUUCAAGCCUCCCCUUGUAAAAUUUAUUCUUCAUGAAGCACUUGUGGAAGAUACCAUACCCAACAUUAAGCAAAGUGCUUUGGAAUAUUUUGUAUAUACCAUUAGAGACCGGAGAGAUAGGAGGAAACUCCUACGGUUUGCCCAGCAGCACUUCAUACCCUCUGACCACUUCAUAUGGGGACCACCAAGGAAACAGAAGUUGGAAGGAAGCAAGCCAAGUAAAAAGCUGGCAUCACCAGUUUCUCUUCGUAGCAGCUGUGCUUCUAAACAUAAGAAGGGAAGAGACUGCAAGAAUGUGUCCAUGGUUUGUAGCAAAGCAGCCAAUGAGAAAAGGGCAGAGCAUAUUAAAAACGAUGACAGUUGUGAUCGGAGUAGGAAAUGCACCAGCCCUGAGGUUGUUAAGCAAAGCAACAGUGAAAAGAAUAGUGAUGCUGAAUGUCAGGACUCCAUACUGGAAGAAAUUGCUAAUCCUUUGAACCAGAAGGAAAAUGUUUGCCAUCUUAAAAAACAUAAAGGUAAAAAUGAUAAAAAUCUUAACCAAGACUGCAGAAACGCAGAAGCUGUAGAAAAAGAUUCUCGUGACAAUAAAAAUGAUUCAGCUAAUAUAUCAACAGAUCUGCAAGAGAAUGUAAGUAAGGAUAAAAACCCAGUGGGAUCAGACAAUGAGGAGACUUGAGCAUUAAUUCGGGUAUCCCAGUUUGCUAAAUCUUUGUUGAAUGUAACAUAAUGGUGUGGUCCUUAACUUGUAUGAAACUGGAGAAGGAAAGGAAAAUCUUGAUACUGGGCCCAGUGCUUAGCCGCUAGGGGGUUAUGUCUUUUUUAAAUUUGUUAACUGUUUGCACUUUUCAAAGCUGUGAAUUAAGCUUAAAAACAACUGCAGAAUAACUCAAGCCUGAGAAUUCUUGUGUUAAGCCUGCUCUCUGCCUAGAAACUAUUGCCUUUUUUAUCCUUUUAUUUCAUCUGACUCUAACAGUCUUUUUUUAAAACUGAGUUAUUUGCCAACUAGAUUUUGAAGGAGCCAUAGUUGGAGUGACUUUUUAGUAAAUAACCAUUUAGCAUACUGAACUUCUCAAUACCUGCCAUUGUUUGAAAGUCAAAAGCAGAUUGAUUUAGGCUACACCCACUACCACCACCAUUUGGACAUAGAAACUGGACCUAGAGACCCAGGUUCAAGUUCUACCUCUCCUAUGAGUCACACUGGAGAGCAAGCUACAUUGUCUCUGCUUAUGAAAAGGGAAUGAUAAUAUACUUUCCAAGUGUUGAGUCAAAAAAAACCCCAGCCAGAUAGCAAAUUGCCUUUUAAGUUUUAAAAUGCUAUAUAAAAACUAGUAGUAUUUGCAUACCAGCACCUAUUGUUCCAGCAUAUUCAUAUAUGGUUUGUCACUGCCUGUACCCUUUGUGUCUCCUCUUCUAUUGCCAUGUCUCCUCUCCCUCUUCUGUUUCCUCCCCUGCAGCUGCACAACUCUGAAAAUCAGAGGAGAAGAUUUUGCCCAUGUUUUAUUUCUGUGUUCAGGACAAUCCCUGGCAUGAGCAAAUAAAUUCACCUAUUUCUGCUUAUAAAGGAGGAUAAGGUCAAGAAAGAGUUAAACACUGCAGAGACAGAGUUGAUGAUUGCCCACUCAGCUGCUAAAGCAGAAGGAAUAUUUUGAGGUUGACCUUUUCUACCUAGAAUUGCAGGUGGAAAUUGAAGAGCCCUGUCUUCAAAGAAAAGAUUCCUGCUUUCUUCACUAUUUCUACCCUUCCUCCACCUUUUCCCCCAAAUCCUACCAACUUCCUCACUUCUUGCCAUUGGGAUAUGCUGGAACAUCCAGGGAAGAGAAUAACUUUAAAUUGCACUAAUGUAUCAGAUCCAGAUACCGCUUUACCCACUUUUAUCCAUGUGCUUGCUUCCCCACCCCUGAAAACCUAGAUUUCCCCCUCCAUGGAAGAGGAAGGAAGAUUAAGUAACUAGGGAGGAAAACUUUGAGACAGGAUGAACUAAGAAGACUUUGCCAGAAUGUCUUCAAAGGCACAGGCCCUCUCCUAGCAAAAAUUUUUAAACCUGUACAAAAUACCAAAGUACUAUUUCACCCCAGGUAGUUUGAACAUCUUUUACCAAGUAGUAAGGAGUAUGUUAUCAAAUGUCAGGUACAGAUGUGUGUUAAAAUGGUUGUCUGUGUGGCUUCUUGACCUCUUCAGUGGGUACUGAAAGCCUGGUUUGAGGGAGGGGCUCAUAACUGUAAGGACUUCAUUUCCCCCUUUCUUAUUCCUAAACAGACUCGAGGAAUCCAGAGUGAAGAGUGAAUGUGCUCACAGAGCAUCUCCAUACAUUUAAGGCAUAUUCUUCCCCACCCCAGGUAGAGAUGUAAGAUUUCUGGAAAUUUUGAAGCCAUGGGGAAAAAACUGCCCCUCCGGCACAGAUUUUAUUCCGGGGGGGGGGGGACAGAAAUUUUGAGAAAAAAUGAAAAAUAUGCUAUUUAUUUGUAUUGCCCUUUACAGAUUGAAAGUCACUUUGUUUCUUUAGGAACAUAAAAUACAUUAUAUAUAACUUUGUUUGCCAUUAAAUGAUCAUGUCUGGUUUAUUAAAA
Rhineura floridana is the source of this 3939-nucleotide messenger RNA. RefSeq names its product opioid growth factor receptor like 1 (gene OGFRL1). Bases 468 to 2048 code for a protein of 526 amino acids. The record is from RefSeq and is a predicted model, not a curated record. Gene Ontology annotation, cellular component: membrane. Lineage: Eukaryota; Metazoa; Chordata; Lepidosauria; Squamata; Rhineuridae. The transcript is spliced from 7 exons. Gene Ontology annotation, molecular function: opioid growth factor receptor activity.